This is a messenger RNA of Scomber scombrus (Atlantic mackerel), 3909 nucleotides long. Its product is annotated as NACHT, LRR and PYD domains-containing protein 3-like. The record is from RefSeq and is a predicted model, not a curated record. The transcript is spliced from 16 exons. Lineage: Eukaryota; Metazoa; Chordata; Actinopteri; Scombriformes; Scombridae. Gene Ontology annotation, molecular function: protein binding. The coding region runs from base 1 to 3909 and encodes 1302 amino acids.
AUGACGGACAGGGAUAUCCCAAGUGUGGAGACAUGUUCCAGCACGGAAAGGAUCCAUCAGGAGAGAGCAGGGUCCCCUGAAACCAGUUGUGUGUCCAUGAAAAGUGACCAGUCAAAGUCUGAACCUCUUUUAUUCAACGAUGGGCACCCUGUGUCUGCAGAGAAGAUCCAUCCAGACUCUCCUGAACCCAGUUGUGUGUCCAUGAAAAGUGACCAGUCAAAGUCUGAACCUCUUUCAUUCAAUGAUGGACCUCCUCCAUCUGGAGAGAAUUUGAUCCAUCCAGACUCUCCUGAACCCAGUUGUGUGUCCAUGAAAAGUGACCAGUCAAAGUCUGAACCUCUUUUAUUCAACGAUGGACACCCUCUGUCUGCAGAGAAGAUCCAUCCAGACUCUCCUGAACCCAGUUGUGUGUCCAUGAAAAGUGACCAGUCAAAGUCUGAACCUCUUUCAUUCAACGAUGGACACCCUCCAUCUGAAAAGAGUAAUCUUCAGGACAAGUCAGGGGUGGCCAUUGAUCCCUCUGCCCAGGAGCCUCAACCAGACUUGAACUAUAUAUUUAUGUUACUUGAGGAGAAAAUUGCUGCCUUUGUGAAGAGUGAGCUGAAGAGGAUCCAGAAGUCUCUGAGUUCAGAGUAUUUAGAGACGGGGAUGGAGGAUGAGGAGGUGGGGAACCGUAAGAAGGAAAAGUACACAAAGAGCAGCAGAGAAGCAUUUCUGAAGAUCACACUGUACUUCCUGAGGAAAAUGAAGGAAAAGGAGCUGGCUGAUUCUCUGCAGAAAAGUAAGGAUAGUUUCACAAUUAUUCACGUGUGUCUUAAAAUAACAGCCGAAAUGAAUAUUAAGUUUCAGUGUCUGUUUGAGGGGAUCGCGAAAGCAGGAAACCCAACCCCUCUGAAUCAGAUCUACACACCGCUCUACAUCACAGAGGGAGAGACUGCAGAGGUCAAUGAUGAACAUGAGAUCAGACAGAUUGAAACAGCUUCCAGGAAACAAGACAGACCAGAAAUGGCAAUCAGAUGCCACGACAUCUUUAAAGCCUCACCUGGAAGAGAUGAACCAAUCAGAACAGUGAUGACAAAGGGAGUGGCUGGCAUUGGGAAAACAGUCUUAACACAGAAGUUCACUCUGGACUGGGCUGAAGACAAAGCCAACCAGGACAUACACUUCACAUUUCCAUUCACUUUCAGAGAGCUGAAUGUGCUGAAAAAGAAAAAGUACAGCUUAAUGAAACUUCUUCAUCACUUUUUUUCUGAAACCAAAGAUGUAGGAACCUACAGCUACGACAAACCCCAGGUUGUGUUCAUAUUUGACGGUCUGGAUGAGUGUCGACUUCCUCUCAACUUCCAUCGCAAUAAAAUCCUGACUGAUGUCACAAAGUCAAGUACACUGGAUGUGCUGCUGACAAACCUCAUCAGGGGGAACCUGCUUCCCUCUGCUCGCAUCUGGAUAACCACACGACCUGCAGCAGCCAAUCAGAUCCCUCCUGAGUGUGUCGGCAUGAUGACAGAGGUCAGAGGGUUCAAUGACCCACAGAAGGAGGAGUACUUCACUAAGAGAUUCAGAGAUAAGAAGCAGGCCAGCUCCAUCAUCUCACACGUCAAGACAUCACGAAGCCUCCACAUCAUGUGCCACAUCCCAGUCUUCUGCUGGAUCACUGCUACAGUUCUGAAGGAUGUGUUGAAAAGGAGACAGAUGGGAGAGCUGCCCAAGACCCUGACUGAGAUGUACAUCCACUUCCUGGUGGUUCAAACCAAACUGAAGAACAUCAAGUAUGAUGGAGGAUCUGAGACAGAUCCACACUGGAAUCAGGACACCAUGGAGAUGAUUGUGUCUCUGGGAAAACUGGCUUUUGAGCAGCUGCAGAAAGGCAACCUGAUCUUCUAUGAAUCAGACCUGACAGAGUGUGGCAUCGAUAUCAGAGCAGCCUCAGUGUACUCAGGAGUGUUCACACAGGUCUUUAAAGAGGAGAGAGGUCUGUACCAGGACAAGGUGUUCUGCUUCGUUCAUCUCAGUGUUCAGGAGUUUCUGGCUGCUCUUCAUGUCCAUCUGACAUUCAUCAACUCUGGAGUCAAUCUGAUGUGUGAGGUGGAAUCAAAAUCUAAGUGGACUGAACUAUUCAAGGACAAACUUUCAAACUUCUACCAGAAUGCUGUGGACAAGGCCCUGCAGAGUCCAAAUGGACACCUGGACUUGUUCCUCCGCUUCCUCCUGGGUCUUUCAUUGGAAACUAAUCAGCGGCUCCUAAGAGGUCUGUCAAAAGGGAAACAAAGUUCCUCACAGACCAACCAGAAAACAGUCCAGUACAUUAAGAAGAAAAUUAGGGACAAUCUGUCUUCAGAGAGAAGCAUCAAUCUGUUUCACUGUCUGAAUGAACUGAAUGAUCAUUCUCUAGUGGAGGAGACGCUACAGUCUCUGCGUUCAGGAAGGCUCUCCCCAGAUAAACUGUCUCCUGGUCACUGGUCAGCUCUGGUCUUCAUCUUACUGUCAUCAGAAACAGAUCUCAACGUGUUUGACCUGAAACAAUACUUUGCUUCAGAGUACACCCUUCAGAGGCUGCUCCCAGUGCUCAAAUCCGCCAACAAAGCUCUGCUGGAUGAGUGUUUUCUGUCAAAAAGAAGCUGUGAACAUCUGGCUACAGUUUUCAGCUCUCAAUCCUGUUGUGUGGAAGAGCUCGACCUGAGUCACAACGACCUGCAGGAUUUAGGAGUGAUUCAGCUCUGUAGUGGACUGGAGAGUCCCCAUUGUAGACUGGAAAUUCUCAGGUUGGUUGAUUGUAAUCUGUCAGAAGGGAGCUGUGGAGGUCUGGUUUCAGUCCUCAGCUCCCACUCCUCCCGUCUGAGAGAGCUGGACCUGAGUUUCAACAGUCUGAGGGAUUCAGGAGUGAAGCAGCUUUCUGUUGGACUAACGAGUCAGCACUGUAGACUGAAAACUCUAAGUCUGAGCUACUGUGAGCUUUCAGGGAAAAGCUGCGGGGUUCUUGCGUCAGUUCUCAUGUCCAACUCCUCUGCUCCGAGAGUACUUGAUCUGGGUAACAACGACCUUAAGGAUUCAGGAGUGAAGUUGCUCUCUGAUGGACUAAGCAGUCCUGACUGUCGACUGAACACUCUCAGUCUAUCAGGCUGUCAGGUAACAGAGGAAGGCUGUGCUUCUCUGGCCUCAGCUAUGAGCCUGAACCCCUCCUCUCUAGGAGAGCUGGACCUGAGCUACAAUCAUCCAGGAGACUCAGGAAAGAAGAUGCUCUCUGCUCGACUGGUGGAUCCAAUGUGCGGACUGAAAACUCUCAGGAUGGACAACGGAGGAGUCCACAGACUGAAACCAGGUCUGAAGAAGUAUGCCUGCAAUCUCACACUGGACCGAUAUACAGCCCACAUCAGCCUGUCUGUGUCAAAAGACAACAAAAAGGUGGCAUGGAUAACAAGUAAAUUACGUGAUACAUCUCAUCCGGAGAGAUUCAACUACUGGGAACAGGUGCUUUGUAGUAAUGGUCUGACUGGUCGCUGUUACUGGGAGGUUCAAUGGGAAGGAUCUGUUACUGUCGGUGUAACUUACAAAAGCAUCCAAAGGAAAGGUGAAGUUGGCUCAUGGCUCGGAGGGAAUAACAAGUCGUGGAGCCUUAGCUGCUCUCGAAAGGAAUCUUCUACCUGGAACAACAGAGAAACAGAGAGUUACUCUGCCUGGCACAAUAACAGAAGUACAGAGACACAAAUAUCUUCCUUGCCUGUCUCUAAUAGAGUUGGAGUGUAUCUGGACCCUCCUGCAGGCACGCUGUCCUUCUUCAGACUGUCGGAAGACGGUAAACGGACCCACAUCCACACCUUCCACUGCACAUUCACUGAACCCCUCUACCCUGCAUUCAGGUUGUUUUCAACUGGGCUUCGGUGGUGUUCAGUCUUUUUGUGUGAGCUGUAG